UUGCAGAACGAUAGACUUAAGCAGUUGGCUGUAAAGUAUGAAGAGAAUGUUAACAGUCUGCAUGAGGCUCUUGAACAAGAGCAUGAACGCAAAACCGAAGAAAACAAUGCCUUGAAAGCGGAACUGGCCACGGCGCAGGAGACAUCACAGUCUUUGCGUCGGGAUAUCGAUAAAUUCCGCCAAGAGUACAAUUCAAAAGAAGCAACUAUACGCCAGUUGCGGGAGCAGUAUGAGACAGCCCUUGAGAAUAAUGCUCACAUGGCGCAAAUCGUUGCUGAACUGGAACAGGUUACGAGAGAGAAGCAAAGACCUACGAGAAAGACCAGUGAAGAUAGUGUCAUGACGCUGAAGACACGAGAUUCGCAAACGGAUAUGACGAGGACUGCUUUGGCGCAGAUCGAGUUUGACUCCGUCUCCCUCUCUUCUGAAGUAAAAGCUUUCCGCUCAGCUUACAUGGAGUUAGCGACAGCUAUCGGUGAACUAGUGGUCAAGGAUAUCAACAACUUACCAAGCCCUGGAGAUUUGAAUUCUAUCGAGAAAAGCUGCAAAGAGUUGUCCAGAUUUAUUCGGCAUGAAAAGCGUAGACGUGAUCAACAAGCUGUUGAAAUAGCUGAGGUUACUGAGAAAGUCAAAAAUCUUCAAACUAGAGAGUGA
This is a messenger RNA of Cylicostephanus goldi, 654 nucleotides long. Lineage: Eukaryota; Metazoa; Nematoda; Chromadorea; Rhabditida; Strongylidae. The record is from the annotation of a GenBank genome assembly.